Molecule: messenger RNA, 1036 nt
Organism: Pseudo-nitzschia multistriata
Lineage: Eukaryota; Bacillariophyta; Bacillariophyceae; Bacillariales; Bacillariaceae
Source: the annotation of a GenBank genome assembly
CACAAAAAAUUAGAAUCUCGUUCUGUAUCCUGAGAAACGAAGUUCAUUUGACGCAGGGUAAUCGUACAACAGCACUCGUUACAGUGACACUGCUUACCUAAAAUCGAAUAGUACUUCUGUGAAUAACAUACCACACCAAAGAACGAAACUGCAGUGAGAAUCCACACGAAACAGGGCAAUGGAUAGAAUUUUUGGCAAGAAGAAACAGGCGGCGGCGGCCCCUAGCCUCUCUGAUACCUCGACCAAUUUGGGAGGCCGCGUCGAUGAAAUGGACAAAAAGAUUGCCGGUCUCGAGCAAGAAUUGAGGGUCUACAAGGACAAGAUCAAGAAGGCAAGAACGCCGGCGGCGAAAAACGCCGUUCAGAAACGGGCGAUGGAGGUUCUAAAGCGAAAAAAGAUGUACGAAGGCCAGCGAGACAUGGUGGCAGGACAACAAUUUAACAUCGACCAGGCGAGUUUCGGUAUCGAGAGUGCCAAGGCAAACGUUCAAACGAUUGCGGCGAUGAAGGGGGCUAACCAGGAACUAAAGAGAACAAUGAAGAAGGAUCUGAAUAUCGACGACGUUGACGAUCUAGCGGACGAUAUGGCGGAAAUGAUGGACGAAUUCAACGAGAUCAACGAGGCCCUCGGGCGGAAUUUCGCAACUCCGGAAGAUAUCGACGAAGCCGACCUUGACGCCGAGCUGGAGAUGCUGGAAGACGAAAUGUUCGAGGAGGAAGCCGAGGCUGCCGAGGCCACUCCGGCCUACCUGCAAACGAACGAAAUGCCAGAUACGCCAACUACGGAGUUGCCGCAAGCCGAGCUGGGACUGCCGGCCGUUCCCAACUAGUUUUUUCUCUUCUUUCUGAAGAAACGGAUCGAUUCAAGUUGCAAAAACUUGUUGAUGUUUCUAAAAUAUUCUUGUCAAGACAAUGUAGCGACUGGAGUCUUUCGUUUGCGUUGUGUUGUUUUUUCCUACUGGGUUUCCAAAGCAAUGGAACAAGAAUUAUGUUAUAGGAGAUGUCGCAUUACUACGUUAUAAAAUUAUAAAACUAUU